CCUUCUUCUCCACUCAUCUCCUUCUGCUCACCAUCAGCCACAGAGCGUCUCAAACUCUCCCAAAGGUUGCUGUAUCGACCGACUCUCAGGAGGCUCUGUUUUCGGACGGAGGGGGAAGCGCUGAAGGACUUGUAAACUUAGCCCUCCCCCUUUCACCCUCCGCCUCCUUAUCUCCCCCACUUUUACCACCCAGGCCCCCCCCCUUCCCCCCCCAGGAGGAUCUGGAGGUGUCUCUCCUCACCCACAGGGGGACAGGAAGUGACAUCACUAUGGCACCAAACCAUGGUGAUGAUGAUGGUGAUGUUUUCGUCAGAACGAGGCAGUUGAAGAGGUUUCACAGCAUGGACACGACGCAGGGCAGCAACGUGGCCCCGCCCCCUCGCCUCCCUCGACCCCCCCGCCCUUACUCCUGGCUCGACUCCCCCCCGGAGACCUGCUUUUCAUCGGAGGGGGAGUCAACAAACCCCAAUCGUAGCCCCUCCUCCUCCUCAUCUGGCUUCGUUUUUUCGCAAAUCCACGCCUCGCCGCAUAGACGCAAGAAGAAAAUGAGCCCGCCGUGUAUCUCCGUGGAUCCGCCCAGCGACGAGUCUGGACUUUACCCCCCAGGAGUGGUUGUUGUGGGGGGGGGGGGAGGGUUAGGGUUAGGGUUACCCUCCCCCCUGCCCAGCCGGGACACCUGUCUGAGGAGGAGGGCGCCCUCUAGUGACUCCUUUGACCUCGGGGUGACGGGGGGCGAGGGGGGGUCUGUACAGCUACUGACGCCCCCCAGGGAAGAAAAGCUCUGA
Trematomus bernacchii (emerald rockcod) is the source of this 785-nucleotide messenger RNA. RefSeq names its product voltage-dependent T-type calcium channel subunit alpha-1G-like. The transcript is spliced from 2 exons. Lineage: Eukaryota; Metazoa; Chordata; Actinopteri; Perciformes; Nototheniidae. The coding region runs from base 270 to 785 and encodes 171 amino acids. The record is from RefSeq and is a predicted model, not a curated record.